AUGUAAGACGAUCGAGUUCUGGAGCGUAGUCCAUAAGAUACAUUAAGAAUCCCACCACGAUUAUCAAUGAUGGAUAGGAAAUGUAGUGGUCGUUUUACAUUUGUGAAGACUUAGGCUGAGGAACAGAAGGAAUCAGUUCAAAACAAUAUGAAUCGAAUAAAAUAGCAAUUUAGAUGUUAACUUAACUCCAUAAUAAACAAACCCAUCUAACCUCUCUAGAUAAGGGAGGAACAACUAUUUGAGUUGGGUAAGAAAUUGGACAUUGAAAUAACACCCAGUGAUGUUGAAAACAUUGUACCAAAUACAAAGGAGUUUUUUGAAGAAUAUGAGAUGCAUGAAAGACUGGGUGAAGGAUGUUUGGGAUUGGUGAAGAGAGUUGUGUAAAAGAAGACAGGACAAGAAUUCGCAGUAAAAAUUGUGGCUACCUAAGAUGAUGAGAUUAUAAGGAAUGUAAAUAUGAUCAAUGAGUUUAAGAGAUUGAUAAAAUUAUCACAUGCCAACAUAGUUAAAGCAUACAAAAUGUUUUUGGAUUUUGAUAAUGGAUUCUAAUCUGAAAGUCAAGCCUACGUGAUAUUGGAGCUCAUAAAAGGGAAAGAAAUGUUCGAAGUAAUAAAUGAGGCUGGACAUUACAGCGAGCAUGAUGCAAAGGAACUAUUCAAACAGUUGCUAAGUGCAAUUGAAUACAUGCAUAGAAAUGGGAUUUGUCAUAGGGAUUUGAAACCUAAUAAUAUCCUCUGUCUCUCAGACAAGAAGUUGAUAAAGGUCACAGAUUUUAAUGUUAGUAAAUUCAGCGAUUCAUACAAGGAAUUUGGUAAUCUUUAGGACACCGAGAAAAUUGAGAUGUGGACCUAUACAGGGACUGUGGCAUUCUCAGCGCCAGAGAUCUUCACUGGGGAAGGAUACAAUCAAAUGGUUGAUAUGUGGAGUGCUGGAUGCAUAUUGUACUCAAUGUUGUCUGGUUAAUUGCCAUUCAAUGCAGACUAUUUGAACGAUCUAAUUGAAUCUAUUAAAUUGGCCAAAUAUGAGUUCCCUGAAGAAAUCUUUUAGGAAGUCUCAAGUGAAGCCAAAGAUCUAAUUUAGUAAUUGCUUCAAAAGGAUCCAGCUAUGAGACCACAUCCUGAUGAGGCUCUCAAUCAUCCUUGGUUUUCAGAAACCUUUGUGAGAAAAAGUUUAAGACAUCUGACUAUAAAUAAAAACAUCUCUCAUCUUUCAUCUAGGAAUUCUAAUAAAUUGAAAUAAAGGACCAUUCUCUUAAAGAGAGGACAUUAUGCAGGUUCUAGUGAUGGAGAGGAAGGAUAUACAACUGAGGAGAUGAAAAUUAAGGGUGCUGCUCGAAAAAGUCUGUUCAAUACUGCCAUGGCUCCAAUAGAGUUGCAAUCAGAUAAUAAAUGCUUGAAAGUGUAAAAUGCAGUGCUUCGCAAGUCACAUACAACUCAUAUACAUGAUUUUACAUAAUGUGAUGAAUAGUGA
Messenger RNA from Paramecium tetraurelia, 1470 nucleotides. RefSeq lists its product as uncharacterized. The record is from RefSeq and is a predicted model, not a curated record. Gene Ontology annotation, molecular function: ATP binding; protein kinase activity. Gene Ontology annotation, biological process: protein phosphorylation. The transcript has 6 exons. NCBI's taxonomy places the organism in Eukaryota, Ciliophora, Oligohymenophorea, Peniculida, Parameciidae.